GUAGAAAAUAAAUGAACAAAGGUUUGACUAGACCGCCAACGUCGCCGCCGGCCAUGGCGGUGCAAGACUCUCGCCGCCUUAAGAAACUCCGGGCGGCAGCUUCCGCAAAUUCCUAAACCAAAUUCAUCUCGAAUUCACGCCGAGACAAACUUCAAGUUUUCUGUAGUGGUCAUCUUCGGCGUUUGCAGCGUUUUCUCUGGAAUCGGUUUCACUCUCAGAAACUUCUACCGCCAAAACGUUAUCUGUAAUGCUUCUUGUUGUACUGUAAGCAUUUUUUCUCAUCGACUUCUUCCAUUUCGGAUUUUGUCGGUAAUUGACUGCAAUGGCUCUACUAGGCCCUGUGACUCACGCUCAGGUUUCAUGUCUUAUCGGAUUUGUAUCCGUUUUCAUUGCGUGGAUUUAUUCGGAGUACUUAGUAUUUAUAAAGAAGUCGAUCUCUUCCAAAGUAAGGCAUUCUGAUAUUGGCUUGGCUGAGGUAGAAAGUCUUACUGGAAAGGAAGAUGAUAGAGCUACCUUAUUAGAUGGGGAGGCCAUCAAGUCUAUUCCUUCUGGAGCUCGAAUUCCACAUUCCUUCUCUAGUUUUAUCAGGUUCAUUAUGCUGAAAGAAUCAUUCUUGAUAGAAAAUCGAAUGUUACUCAGAGCAGCAUCCGAACUUGGUCUUCUUUUAGCAUACUUCUACAUCUGUGACCGUACUGAUAUAUUUGGAACAGGAACAAAGAGUUACAAUCGAGAUCUUUUCGCCUUCCUCUUGCUUCUUCUCAUCACAGUUUCAGCAAUUACUACAUUCAAGAUACAUCAAGAUAAAUCACCAUUUUCAGUGAAACCCUUGCUCUUUUUGAAUAGGCAUCAAACGGAGGAGUGGAAAGGAUGGAUGCAGGUAAUUUUUCUGAUGUACCAUUACUUUAAUGCAAGAGAAAUUUACAAUGUGGGUCGUGUAUGUGUUGCUGCUUACGUGUGGAUGACUGGAUUUGGAAAUUUUUCAUAUUACUAUGCUCGUAAAGAUUUUAGCCUCUCUAGAUUUGCUCAGAUGAUGUGGCGGCUUAAUUUCUUGGUGUUUAUGUGUUGCAUUGUCCUGGACAACAGUUACAUGUUAUACUACAUCUGCCCCUUGCAUACUUUCUUCUCUCUCGUGGUAUAUGGCAUUAUUGGUGUUCUUCACAAGUACAAUGAGAUUAGAGCCGUCAUUGUUGUGAAAUUUUUUGUUUCCUUUUUGGUCGUUGUCCUGGUGUGGGAAAUACCUGGAGUGUUUGACGUCCUUUGGGAACCAUUUACCUUCCUUCUAGGAUAUAAAGAUCCAAAUCGAAAGGCAGAAAACUUGCCCCUUAUGUAUGAGUGGCACUUCCGCACGGCGCUUGAUCGAUAUAUUUGGAUAUUAGGCAUGAUAUACGCAUACUAUUAUUCAUCUAUUGAGAAGUGGAUUGAAAAGUUAGAUGAUGCAAAACAGAAGCCCAGGAUACUUAUCAAAACGACAAUUGUUGUGACAUCUGCAACGGCCGCAUAUCUAUGGUUUGAGUACAUAUUCAAAUUGGACAGCAUUACUUACAACAAAUAUCAUCCUUACACUUCUUGGAUUCCCAUCACGGCCUACAUAUGUAUACGAAAUGUUACCCAGAGUUCCCGUAGCUAUACGUUGACCCUUUUCGGUUGGAUUGGAAAGAUUUCACUGGACACAUACAUCUCGCAGUUCCAUAUUUGGUUAAGAUCAAAUGCUCCUGAUGCCCAGCCGAAGAAGUUGCUUAUUAUCAUCCCAAAUUAUCCCUUAUUGAACUUCAUGUUUACGAGUAUCGUAUUUAUGACGAUUUCUUACAGGCUCGCUGAGCUGACAAAUACAUUUAAAAUGGCUUUUGUACCCAACAGGGACAAUAAGCGCAUUAUGCAUAACAUAAUUACCGCAGCAGCAAUCAUGGGCAUCUUAUACUCCUUGUCAUUUCUAUUCCUUUAAGUUUCUCCAAUCUUGGUUUGAGAAUCGAUGAUAAUGAAAAAUUGUACAGAAAAGAAAAGCACUGUAGUGCACUAUAAUUUUAUGUGGAAGACACAAUGGAGCAGUGCUGAAUUACAUAAUAUUCUCAUAAGAAAAGGAGAAGAAAAGAAAGAAAAAUGGAAAUUCAUUUGAUUGGUUAAUCCACUUUGUUCUUAGUAGUUUAUUAAUUGAAAUAAAGUACAUUACUGAAGAUUUAGAC
Molecule: messenger RNA, 2180 nt
Organism: Cucumis melo (muskmelon)
Lineage: Eukaryota; Viridiplantae; Streptophyta; Magnoliopsida; Cucurbitales; Cucurbitaceae
Product: protein REDUCED WALL ACETYLATION 2
Exons: 17
Coding region: 323-1942 (539 amino acids)
Biological process (GO): xylan biosynthetic process; xyloglucan metabolic process; plant-type secondary cell wall biogenesis
Cellular component (GO): Golgi apparatus
Molecular function (GO): acetyltransferase activity
Source: RefSeq, a predicted model, not a curated record